AUGUCCACCCCAAGCGACCUUCAGGCUCUCUUUGCGAGCAUGAAGCCGCGCCCUGCGCAAUCUCAAGAUGCCCAGGCUGCGGCUUAUCCUUCAUCGGAGGCUCGGGCUUUUAACCCACAAACUGAUGGUCUGAGGUUUGGUCUCCAGUCGCAUGCAUAUCCCUUCCCUCAUGGCUAUCACAAUCCAUCUGUUUCCUCACCUGUCUACAGCCCUGGUCCCGUCAAUACACCUCCGCAUCAUGGCUCAGACAUCCUCAGUCCUAAUGUGCCCACACCUCGUGGCGACCAGCAACAGCGAACAGCUAGCGCAGAUCAGGCCAUGAGCCUGCUCAAUCUUCUGAAAUUUAGCCAAAACAAACCAAGCUCGCCGCAGCCUUCAGCUGCAGUUGGUUCAUCGCCGUCGCUCUCUGCAACUCAUCAUGAGGAAGUUCAGCCUUCUCACUCGCGCACUAUCUCUGCUUCAGACCUUGUCGCUUCUUUCAUGGCCAAACCUGGCCCUGCCUCUCAGUCUCCCGCUUUAGGCGCGUCCGCUACAAUUGCUGCCAGUCGCGCACCCGAAAGCUCUACUACCGCCGCGGAAACUCAGGACAUGCUUAUGCGUCUCUUGAACCGCUCUCAGAUAAAAACUGAAGAGAGCAGUCGUGCCCUGCAAACCCCGCCGGCUUACGAAAGUAGCGCCCCGGCUACCGUCGAUCAACAAUCCAUGCAUGUCUUUGGCUCUGUCGACAAAGAAGCCGCGAACUUUGAGGGUCCAAAAGCGAACCAGUCCAAGGGUAGUAUAUUUUCAUAUGUCAAUCCCUUUGAGCAGCUAGCCGCCGCCUCACCUCGUCGCACUCCUCAGCCCAAGUCCGGUAACGGUACCCCUGCGGAGGCAGCCACUCAUCGUCCAAAAGAUUCCAAUACCAUCUCGGAAGAGCAGUCUUCGCUGGAAACAUUGAAGACAACUGUUGCUGCAGAUGAGAAAUUAUCGGACCAGAAAGAGACAGUCUCCAAGGCGGUUGAUCAACUUGCCGGGCAACUAGACCGAGAAGUGGAGGACGCUUUGAGCCGAGCUAACUUUGCUGAGGCGACACUACGUCCUAAAGCCGAGGACGAGACUGCCAAAGAAGUCGUGGAUGCUAUCGUCCAAGAGCUUCCAAAUACCGCUGCCGAAGUAAAGAAAGAGAUUGAAAAGCAAGAAAAGGCCGGUAAAUUAAAUGAAACUAUUCCGGAAGAGUUCGUUGAUACUGUCAAAGAGGUGGUGGACGAAGCUGCAGAAGGCAAACUGUUGAAGAAUCUCGCUACAGACGAGAAGUUGGCAGAUAGCUGGGAAAGUGCUGAAGACGGCGCUGACAAAGCCGAAGAGCGUGUCGUUCGCGUUUUCAACUUUCCUCUCCGGCCGUUCAUCUCAAUUACCAUCAAGCCAGAUACUGGCAAGCUUUCCACCGUCCGUGAUGACGGUAUUAUGGAUGUUGCACGUCUCAAAAAAGAGUUUGAUCAGCUCGACCGCUGCUUGACCUCGGCAACUGCUCAAUAUAUUGUUUAUGCUCUGGCAAAGAAUGGUGGAUUGCGCAUCAUUCGCCAAGACGAUGGACGUGAUAAGCAAGUGUUCCGCUUUGCUCGUGACCGUCUUUUCAACGUCGCAUUGAGCAACUCUGCAUCAGCCAGCAGCAAUUCCACCAAAGACCAAGCCAUCAUCGCGAUUGGUGUUAGUGGAACCGUGUACUGGGCUCCGGUCUUCCGAGGGGAUAAUGACUUGUUUGAGAUGGACACGCUGGAAAGUGAAUGUCUCGUUUUCCCUCCAUACCCAGCGUCUGACGAGAAUACAUCUGGUGGUCAGCUGAAAACGCGCGCCAAACCCAGCUCUCGUCAUCCGGAAUUCUUUGGUAUCGGUCGUGGAAAAAAUAUCUACAUUGUUUCGCCUCAAUAUGCCGCCCAUCCCAGCUACGGAGUGUCUGGCUCGCAACGUAUUGUUGAUACUGAAAAGUUCUUCAAGGAACGUGCGAUGAAGAUCUCCACUGGUAAGGCCGGCAAAGAUUUCACCUUCAGUGAGGACGACACAGUCGUAGCUUCUCUCGACAAGACUGGUCGGUUGCGGUUCUGGGAUAUCCAAGAAGUUGGUCAGACCAUGGACGGAUCGCAACCGCCUGAAGUUCGUGUGCCACUGACUACAUUUGUUACCGGCUCACCAAAUGAGAAAUCAUGGCCUACGUCUGUUCAAUUUAUCGACAAACUACGUCCAUUUGUCAAGGCGGUUGCUCUUCGAUAUGUUCUCGUUGGUCUCAAGCAGAAUCAUACUCUCCAGCUCUGGGAUAUUGGGCUUGGAAAAGCGGUUCAGGAAGUGAACUUCCCGCACGAGAAUGAGUCCGAUGCUAUAUGCAGCGUUGCCUAUCAUCCUUCAUCGGGCAUUAUUGUCGUUGGUCACCCUACUAGGAACUCUAUCUAUUUCCUUCAUCUAUCUGCUCCCAAAUACAACUUGCAUCCUAUGUCUCAGGCAGAUUAUAUCAGGCGCGUCGCGGAGAAGGAUAGCUCUUUGCCCAAACCUGAAUCUACAGCAUGUCUCAGUGGCAUCCGCGAAAUCUCCUUUGCUUCCAAGGGUCAAUUGAGAAGUCUCGAUGUUCUCGCUCUUAGCAAGUCCAUGGGCGCACAACGUGCGACCGAGGAAGAGUCUGGCCUGUUUGAGAUUUAUGCCAUGUAUUCACGUGGCGUGACUUGUCUGAACAUCAGGAAGGAAGAUUUGGGCUGGUCUUCGGAUAACAAGAUCAUGGAGGCCGUCGAUGCCUUGGAUGACGGCUACAUCGAGGUCAAAGAUCUACAAACAUUCCCUAGUUAUGUGGUCGACGAGCCCUCUGUGAACGGAGAUUCGGUUACCAGUAGUGCACAGAAGCCACCAGCGAAGGACGUCGCCCGGAAGGUGUCAGACCUCGCUGUCGAUACUAUUUCUACUGCGGCUGUUUCUAGAACUGCAUCGCCAGUCAAAUCUUUGGCUAAAUUGUCGGCUGAUGAGCAGUCAGAAGUCACUAGUGGCACUGACAAAGCAAAGAAGAAGAGAAAGGACAAGGCCAAGGAUGUUAGCAAACCAUCUGGAGCGCAUGAUCUUUCUAAAUAUUUCACUCCGGCUACAAAUACUCAGCCGGAACGCGAAGAGACCCCUGCUGUAGCUGCUGAAGGCCAACGAUCUGUUGUAGAAACAAAUGCUCAACAAGCGCCUGCUUCUGGCUUGACUAUUUCAAGUGAAUUGAUCAAGGAACUCGAGAAGAGCGUUUCCGCAGAGGUUGUCAAAGAGGUCAGCCGCGAAUUUGAUGGACUUCAGAAACGCCUUGACGAUGAGCGUCGAGCUUGGGAUGUCGCAUCAGCCAGCAAGACUGAUCAAAUUCUUCGACUCGUGUCAAGCACACUUGCCGACAAUGUCGAGAAGAGUCUUUCUCGGAUUAUUGGUCAAAGCGUCGAAAAACAAGUUUUGCCAACCGUUGUUGACUCAGCAUCCGCUGCAGUGGGCAAACAACUUGAAGGUGUGAUCUCUACUCACUUCAAUCAGAACUUCCCGCGUGAACUCGGUCAGCGUCUACCGAAUGCCCUGGCUCGUGCAGUCAAGCAGCCAGAAGUGUUGACUUCAAUCUCGGAAGCAGUCGCCAACUCCAGUGCUUCUCGUGUUGAGGGAGAAGUGGCCAAGUUGAUACAGAAUGUCAUUACUCCUUCGGUUCAAGCUGCUAUCACUCGUCAAUCAGAGGCUGCUACCCGUGAUUUUGAGCAGAUAUUCCAGGCUCAGUCGAAACACUACGAAGCUCAACGCCAGCAUGACUCUGCUAAGAUCGACCAAUUGGUAUCCGCAGUCCACAGCUUGAAAGAGACCAUUGAUGUAAUGGCAUCGUCUCAGGCUGCUUUGCAGGGUGAGGUGGCAGCGUUACAGAAGCAGUUGGGAUCACGACGCGAUGGCGUUGCUCCACAGCCUGUUCCUGUUCCUCAGCCCCCGGCACCUGCGCAGCGUUCUCCGGAGGAGCUGGAACUAGCCGACAUUGCUCGGUUGGCUUCAGAAGGAAAUUUCGAAGAAGCAUCUAUUAGGUGGCUACAAUCGUCGCAGCAGGCCGAUGUGUUUGACAACUUUUUCGUGCGUCUUAAUCCUGCUUAUCUGUCUACCGUGUCGCCUAUUGUGUCACUAUCGGUGGGUGUAGCCGUAACCACCGCUCUUUCAACCAACGUUCAAGAGCGUUUGGGCUGGCUCGAGUAUGUGCUUCAAAAUGUCAAUCUGGUGGAUCCGGACAUUCGCGAAGUUGCACCCCAGAUCAUGGACAUCUUCAUCCAGCGACUUGAUGGACUAUACAGAACUGUGGUCGAAGCGAAUCCACAAGAUCCCCUUCUCCGCAAGAUUCCACCACUGGUCCGUCGUUCUCGGGAUCUUCGUGGUCAUUAG
Messenger RNA from Talaromyces amestolkiae, 4389 nucleotides. RefSeq lists its product as uncharacterized. Gene Ontology annotation, cellular component: P-body. NCBI's taxonomy places the organism in Eukaryota, Fungi, Ascomycota, Eurotiomycetes, Eurotiales, Trichocomaceae. The transcript is spliced from 3 exons. Bases 1 to 4389 code for a protein of 1462 amino acids. Gene Ontology annotation, biological process: deadenylation-independent decapping of nuclear-transcribed mRNA. The record is from RefSeq and is a predicted model, not a curated record. Gene Ontology annotation, molecular function: protein binding.